This is a messenger RNA of Glycine soja, 2381 nucleotides long. RefSeq names its product growth-regulating factor 7-like. The transcript has 5 exons. Gene Ontology annotation, molecular function: ATP binding. NCBI's taxonomy places the organism in Eukaryota, Viridiplantae, Streptophyta, Magnoliopsida, Fabales, Fabaceae. The record is from RefSeq and is a predicted model, not a curated record. Bases 377 to 2155 code for a protein of 592 amino acids. Gene Ontology annotation, cellular component: nucleus. Gene Ontology annotation, biological process: regulation of DNA-templated transcription; developmental process; DNA-templated transcription.
UAAUGAUGAGAGAUAAAAACUUCAGAGUGAAAAAAGAAAGAAACAAAAAAGGGUCACUUUUUCUACUAAUUUGUCUGCUAGCGUGUGGUGCGAAUGUUGGAAGCAUGGAAGCAAAGCAAAGGCCGAGAAUGGCGGCAACCCAUAACUCAAUCAUAAAUCCCACAUCAACCCCAUCACCCUUUCUCCAUUACAACACCUGGCACUAGAGGGAUACCAUCUGUUAUUAUUAUCUUCACUAUUACUGUUAGAUAAAUAGACAUUGCCAUAAGCAGCACUUUCCUCCCCUUACCUGAAAAGUUUGCUUUGUGAUUCUUUUUUUCCAUUUGAGCUAAGUGGGUGGUUUAAUUUAAUUUACUUAUUACUUGUAGUAUGAGUUAUGGGUGAAUUAUUUGGCGUUGGGAAAAGAAGGGACAUCAUCAGCAACAACAACAGUGCUAGUAGUAGCGUUCUUGGGUUGGAUGUGAAGGUGCAGAGCCCUGAAGUAUUAUUCCAUAAUAGGAUGACCAUGAUGGGGCAUCAUAAUCAUCACCUCCAUCCAUUGUCAUCCCCCUUUGAUAAUAAUAACGAUAUUUCCUGUGCUGCUGGUGAUGGCGAUGGUGAUGGUCCCACGACUUACAUGUCUCUCACUAAUCAUAUAAACCUUGUUAGUGGUGCUUCUGUUCUUGGUCCUGCUAUUGAUGGUGGCUGUGGUGCUGCUCCUGCUGCACCUGUAAGAACUUUGCAGCCUUUUCAAAUUUCUUCUUAUACUUCUCCCACCACCACUACCACAGCCUUCGAACCCUUUUCAGGUGUGAUGGCGGCUUCAUUGGGGUUUCCCUUCACAAGUGCACAAUGGAGGGAGCUUGAAAGGCAGGCUAUGAUAUACAAGUACAUGAUGGCUUCAGUUCCUGUUCCACCUGAUCUCCUCAUUCCUACUUCACUCACAUCCUCUUCUCGCUCUUCCUGCAUGGAUGGUGGUUUCAAUCUGAGGUUGGCAAAUAGCACUGACCCUGAGCCAGGUAGGUGCAGAAGAACAGAUGGAAAAAAAUGGAGAUGUUCAAGAGACGUGGCUCCUAACCACAAGUACUGCGAGCGCCAUAUGCAUAGAGGCCGUCCCCGUUCAAGAAAGCCUGUGGAAGUUAACACCAACACCACUCCCACUAGCAUCAACAACAACAAUAACAACCACCAAAUCAAAAGGGCUCGCCAUGAGUGUAAUAAUCCCUUUGCUACACCUGAUGUUGCUGUGGCUAUUUCCAAUCCCACUUCCAGAAAAGGUGAAUCUUCAUCCCAUUUUCUUGGGUCUACUACCACUCAGCCAUACCUUAAAUCUCCCCUCUGUCUUGCUAACUUCGGUCUCAAAGCUGCGAGUUUUGACUCCGUGGCUUCUGUUUCUGCAAAUAAGGAACCCAGGGGUUUGGAGUGGAUGCUGAAUGGAGAUCCUAUUUCCCUGGAUGCUUCUAACUCCCAAUGGCAGUCUCUGAUGCAUAAUAAAGUUGGAAUGAGCAGUGUUAGUUCCUGUAAUACCACCGAGUCUCAGUAUCUGAAUUCAUUUGCACUAUAUAGCUCUGGACUGGAACAACAGAACAGACGCCAUCCUUUGUUCCUGAAUCCUCUUCUUGUUCCCAUGAAAAAUCUCCAACCAGAGAAACCAAGGGGUUUCAUUGAUGCUUGGUCUAAUGCAGAAACAGCUCAAAGCAAUGCCAACACCAACAACAAGAACUCUGCUGCAUCAAUUGGUAAAUUAUCCCUCUCUUCUCUUGAUCUAUCAAUGGGGGGUGGUGCUGUGAGUGAAGAUGUUGAUAAUGUUAACAUGGGUUUGGGACUAAUGGAGACUUAUGGAAAAACACACACUGAUACUAAAAUCUCUCUCUCAAAUUGGCACAACCCGGCACCUUGGGUGGCUUCAAGUUCAACACUUGGGGGUCCUCUAGCUGAAGUUCUAAGGUCAAGCACAGUCACUGCCACGACCAAUGAAGCAACCUCCAACGCAACCUCAUCACCAGCCACCACUACACAUGCUGAAUCUAACAGCCCUCUGGGAACAAUGGUGUCAUCUCCAUCCGGGGUGUUGCAGAAAACCCUUAUUUCAUUGUCUGAUAGCAGUAACAAUAGCAGCCCUACGGUUGCAUCAUCAAGGGCCAAUUCUGAGAUGGCCUUCCUCAGGUUUCAAUAAAAUUAAUCUUUAAAUUCUAGCUUCAUGGAAACGUCAUGAUGUUACUUACCUCUACCACCGAGUGUACUGAAUGAAUGCCAUUGGGUUAGAUUGUUGUUGUGGGGUCCUGGGUUCAUGACCCAAAUUGUCGGAAAAGACAUAGAUCUAACUUUGACUAUGUCAACCAUGCAGUACAUCUUUAGAGUUCUCUCUCCCCAAAAUAUCAAGCACUUUUAACAUUUUUCUA